AUGGUCGCGGAUAUUGAAGUAGCAAUCCAACAGCAUGAAGAAGCGCUCCAUCUCACGCCAGAUGAUCAUCCAGGUCGAAAGGAUCAUCUUUUCAAUAUAGGGAAUGACUUCGCUCAGAAAUAUCAGAAAACAGGGUUCCUGGAAGACCUGGAAAUGGCUCUUCAGAGAACCCAAGAAGCGCUUGACGUCAUGUCAAAAGAUCACGCGGAUCGAGCUCGUCGUCUCGAGGGUCAUGGAUCCGUCUACAACCUCAAAUACGAGAAAACAAAGGCGAUGCCCGAUUUUGAAGCGGCUAUUCGGCACUACCAGGACGCCCUCCAUCAUCGCGUAUCGCCUCUCAGACAUCGAAUAUUAUCUGGGGAAAAGCUAGUCACCCUAUACGCCGAUGCUCAUGAUUGGCAAUCCGCAUACCACACCGCUGAUGUGACAAUUUCUUUGAUACCAGCCUUGACGUCGCGCUCCCUUCAGACCUCGGACAAACAAGAUCUAAUAGAGGAGAAUAGUCAUCUAGCUUCAGAUGCAUUUGCUGUUGCUUUGAAAGCAGAUCAAUCGCUUCAUGACGCAUGGCGGCUCCUCGAGCUUGGUCGCGGCACAAUCGUCGGCUCUUUACACGAGAUGCGCACGGAUAUCUCUGAGCUAUAUCAACAGCACCCCACCAUCGCGACAGAAUUCACAGAGCUUCGCGAUCAACCGGGUGCUCCGAAGGAAUCAAUGCAGGCUAUCCAACGUUACGAGAUGGCACAGAGAUUCGACAAUGUGAUCGAAGAGAUUAGACGUCUCCCAGGAUUCGAUCGGUUUCUUCUAGCCCCUACCGAGGAUGAGAUAAAGGCUGCUGCAGCCGAUGGCCCGAUUGUUAUCGUGAACGCUAGCAGUUACGGCUGCGACGCACUCAUCAUCAAAGAUACAUCGAUCAAGGCUAUGCCACUCUCUCGUGCGCGAUAUGACGAUGUAUGUAUCCGAGCAGAGACCCUCGCUAGUCCCGAGUCGUUGGAACUAGACCCACUGGAAUGGUUUUGGGAAGUGGUUGCUAGUCCGAUUCUGGAAGCAUUGGGAAUGCUCGAAACGCCCGUGGGUAACUGGCCGCACAUAUGGUGGAUUCCCACCGGGCUUUUUGCCAAAUUCCCCCUACACGCUGCGGGACGACACGACGGAUUCUCCGAUGGGGUCCUAGAUCGGGUUAUCUCGUCAUACAGCUCUUCUAUCAAAGUCCUGAUCCAAAGCCGACGAAACCGAUCAAAGCCUGCCGUAUCACCGAAGUCAGGCAGCAUAGUAUUGCUAGGCAUGGAAGAAACGCCGGGGCAAAGUCGUCUACAAUUCGUUCCAGAAGAGAUUGAGCGGCUAGAAGGGCUUCAUACGUCGACACUAUUGCGGAUAAUUCGUCCUUGA
Molecule: messenger RNA, 1386 nt
Organism: Pestalotiopsis fici W106-1
Lineage: Eukaryota; Fungi; Ascomycota; Sordariomycetes; Amphisphaeriales; Sporocadaceae
Exons: 1
Coding region: 1-1386 (461 amino acids)
Molecular function (GO): protein binding
Source: RefSeq, a predicted model, not a curated record